Hyaloscypha bicolor E is the source of this 732-nucleotide messenger RNA. RefSeq lists its product as uncharacterized. Bases 63 to 353 code for a protein of 96 amino acids. Gene Ontology annotation, cellular component: cytosol. Gene Ontology annotation, biological process: Mo-molybdopterin cofactor biosynthetic process. The record is from RefSeq and is a predicted model, not a curated record. The transcript has 2 exons. Lineage: Eukaryota; Fungi; Ascomycota; Leotiomycetes; Helotiales; Hyaloscyphaceae.
CUCAGCACCUGCUUUCCACAACUGCUCCAAAAUCUCCAGGUCUCCUGGUGAAGGACAUCACGAUGUCUACAUCUGCGAAAGCUCCACCGGGGCACUUCAAAAUCCUCUACUUCGGACCGGCUGAAAACCACACCUCGAUUACCUCCGAAAAUCUCCCUGCUCCUCUUUCAGUUGCCAAAUUGUUCAGCACUCUUGAGAAAAAAUAUGGGGGGAUAAAAACGAAUCUGCUGGAGAGCUGUCUUGUCACGGUCAAUCUGGAAUAUGUCGACAUUCCAGAGGAUGAGAAUGACGAGGGAAUGGUUAUACAGGAAGGUGAUGAGGUUGCCAUUAUUCCGCCUGUGAGCUCUGGAUGAAGGGUUCUAGGCGGAAACAUUCGGUGAAUCAUAUUGCGAGGUCGAUGGUCUUGAUAGAGCAUCGAUUCAGGGCGCGAUGAAGCAGCAGACCAAUAGUCCGCGCUACUGAAGCCCCUCCUGCCCACUCAAGGUCCGAGGUGGGAAAAUCUACGCAGAUUCUGCGAGAACAGUAUCGAACUCGGAGGCUAGAGCGAGCUGGAGAUAAAGGCAAACGGACGUCCCUUGCUAGUUCAAUAUCCAGCAAGCUGUCAGACAAUAUGUCACGCAGAACAGGAGCAGACCAAAUUGAAGUCCUUCAUUAAUCCUCAGCCUUCCUCAACCAACAACGGUGUCCUCUCCUCAUCCCUUCUAACAUCCACCAAUCUAACCCUCCACCCCC